Molecule: messenger RNA, 1177 nt
Organism: Toxorhynchites rutilus septentrionalis
Lineage: Eukaryota; Metazoa; Arthropoda; Insecta; Diptera; Culicidae
Product: methionyl-tRNA formyltransferase, mitochondrial
Exons: 5
Coding region: 104-1156 (350 amino acids)
Biological process (GO): conversion of methionyl-tRNA to N-formyl-methionyl-tRNA; biosynthetic process
Cellular component (GO): mitochondrion
Molecular function (GO): methionyl-tRNA formyltransferase activity
Source: RefSeq, a predicted model, not a curated record
AUGACAUUUUGCCAUUCCCAGAAAUUGUUUAUUGUUGUUCUUAACAUCAGCUGUUUGUUGGCGGACUUGUAGAAACGUAAAGUAAAGCUAUCGCCUAAAAAACAUGAAAAUACUCCAAAAUAUGUGUAAAAAUGUCUUCGAAUAUCGACGGAAGGCGUUGUCAUUUCAUCCGAUAGUGUCGUCAACGAAACGUUACUACUGUUCUCGAUGGGAUAACACCAAACUUCGGGUUCUGUUUUUUGGAACCGACAACUUCUCGCUUCCCAGUUUACGAGUGCUGAAUGAAAGUUUAAAAUCAGGGGGCACCGUAUCAUCACUGGAGGUGGUCACCUCAUUCAAAGCCAAGAAAAACCCUUUGAAGCAGUAUGCUCAAAACGAGAACCUUGCACUGCAUUCUUGGCCUAUACAGCGGACGAGUAUUAAGGGUACCUUCGAUCUGGGGGUCGUUGUUUCGUUUGGACAUCUGAUUCCCGAAGAGCUCAUCGCCGGGUUUCGGUUAGGAAUGCUAAAUGUUCACGCUAGUUUACUGCCGAAGCUCAGAGGGGCAGCUCCGAUUGUACACGCAAUUAAAAACGGUGACAGCGAAACGGGAGUUACGAUUAUGAGGAUCAAACCGAAUCAUUUCGAUGUGGGCGAGAUCUUAACUCAGAGGAGAGUUCCGAUUGGGACAGACACCUUGAUGCCGGAACUUCACACUAAGUUGGCAGAAAUUGGGGCCUCCGCGCUAUUGAGUUGCAUAGAGAAUAUCGAUCAUUAUCUUGAAAACCUUAUAGCGCAACAUGACUGCGAUGCAACUUACGCUCCAAAAGUGACGCCUCAUUUUUCCAACAUCCGAUGGCACGGACAGAGUGCCAAAGAAGUUUAUGAUCUCUACCGAUCGCUGGUUUCCUACAAACCACUGACAACUCACUUGGACGGAAAGUUGGUCAAAAUGUUUAAAGUUAGCUACGAUCCUCAGCAGCAAUGCGACGUAAACGCAAAAGCUGGUCGAAUUGAGUACUGCCGAAAACGCAAACGGCUACGUGUUUCCGGCAGCGAUGGCAAGUUUGUAGAGAUCGACCAUUUGUCGAUCGGUGGAAAAAGAAUCAUGAGCGCUCAGGAGUUCAAUAACGGUUAUCUGAGUAAAACCAAUUCGGAAAAUAGAUUCUUUGAAUAAAGAAAACUAGUGAAACAGAAA